AUGUCCAAAUCAGACCCUGAUUCCUCUGUCCCAAGCGACCGCAUCCCUACAUACGAAGAAGCGCUGGCUUCGUCCAGCAGUCAUACAGUAAGCUGGCCACGGAGGACAACAUCUAACGCGAUUAGUAUUCGUGACGAACGGACCCGGCGAGUCUUCGAAGUUGUAACCAGAGUCAUCAUCCCCAGCUUUGCAGACCACAUCUCGAAUCUUUGCAACCACAUCACCAUUGUCCUUGUACCCGCAGAUGCUUUUCCAGCCUCAAGGACAGUAACGGCGCAGAACAUCGUCUCACCAUCACCACACAGCUACAGGACCACGGGUAAUGUGGUGGCCCUCGUGGGAACGGAGAAUCGUGCUUCGUUCUGGACGCAGCAGUCUGUGCUGCAAGAACUCGAUCGAAUACUGAGGAGGGAACUCUCAGGCUCGUCACCAGCUGCACCACCCAAGCUUGUGGAUGAAAAGACUCGGUCGACACAGCUGCCGCCACUCCAAGUCCAGCCAGAACCAGGAGCUCAACUCCCACCUCGACCAGGCAAGCAGUCAUGGCUCAAACGCACCUUCGCCUUACCCGGCGAGGAUCACGACCCGACAGGCGAGACAGGCAAAUGGGACCUCGGAUGGCGGAGUCCUGAACAUCACCAGACGAACACAGAUCAAUUCAGCCCGGCCUCACAACGAAAAGAUGGAGUGAAGACACUACAAGCCGACGAGGUAUCAGUUCAGACCAAGCUUCAAGACGUUAGUUUCCGAACAGAGAAUGAGAUGGGGCUCCUCGAGACUACUACCAUCAAAUGCAUAUGGAUCGAGAUCGAGGUUGGCGUUUAG
Molecule: messenger RNA, 825 nt
Organism: Cladophialophora yegresii CBS 114405
Lineage: Eukaryota; Fungi; Ascomycota; Eurotiomycetes; Chaetothyriales; Herpotrichiellaceae
Exons: 1
Coding region: 1-825 (274 amino acids)
Source: RefSeq, a predicted model, not a curated record